AUCUCUUUUCGAUUUUUAAUUUGUUUAUACCUUCCAGUAACCUGCAUCACCCAAUGUGAUACGGAAUUGCUAUUAUUUUUAAUUUUUAGAACACACUCAAGAACCUCCAGAAGCUAACCAGCUAACUAGCUACAAGCUAUUUAGUCAUUGUUAGUUUUUUUAACCUGGAUAACACUCGCCAGUCCAGCUUCCCUGCCCCAUCCACCGCUGCCCCCUGGACACUGAUCACUUGGCUACAUAGCUGAUGCAUGCUGGACUGUCCAUUAAUCACGGUACUCCAUCUGCUUCUGUUUAUGUUUUAUCUGUCGGCCCCGUUGCCUAGUCAACGCCAUUUUACCUGCUGUUGUUGUGCUAGCUGAUUAGCUGUUGUUGUCUCACCUACUGUUUCAGCUAGCUCUCCCAAUUCAACACCUGUGAUUACUGUAUGCCUCGCUGUAUGUCUCUCUCAAAUGUCAAUAUGCCUUGUAUACUGUUAUUCAGUUUAGUUAUUGUUUUAGUUCACAAUGGAGCCCCAAGUUCCACUCUUCAUACCCCUGAUACCUCCUUUGUCCCACCUCCCACACAUGCGGUGACCUCACCCAUUACAACCAGCAUGUCCAGAGAUUCAACCUCUCUCAUCAUCACCCAGUGCCUGGGCUUACCUCCGCUGUACCCGCACCCCACCAUACCCCUUCUGCGCAUUAUGCCCUGAAUAUAUUCUACCAUGCCCAGAAACCUGCUCCUCUUAUUCUCUGUCCCCAACGCUCGAGGCGACCAGUUUUGGUAGCCUUUAGCCGUACCCUCAUACUACUCCUUCUCUGUUCCGCGGGUGAUGUGGAGGUAAACCCAGGCCCUGCAUGUCCCCAGGCACCCUCAGUUGUUGACUUCUGUGAUCGAAAAAGCCUUGGUUUCAUGCACGUCAACAUCAGAAGCCUCCUCCCUAAGUUUGUUUUACUCACUGCUUUAGCACACUCUGCUAACCCUGAUGUCCUUGCCGUGUCUGAAUCCUGGCUCAGGAAGGCCACCAAAAAUUCUGAGAUUUCCAUACCCAACUAUAACAUCUUCCGUCAAGGUAGAACUGCCAAAGGGGGAAUUGCAGUCUACUGCAGAGAUAGCCUGCAAAGUAAUGUCAUACUUUCCAGGUCCAUACCCAAACAGUUCCAACUACUAAUUUUGAAAAUUACUCUCUCCAGAAAUAAGUCUCUCACUGUUGCCGCCUGCUACCGACCCCCCUCAGCUCCCAGCUGUGCCCUGGACACCAUUUGUGAAUUGAUCGCAUAUCAUCUAGCUUCAGAGUUUGUUCUGUUAGGUGACCUAAACUGGGAUAUGCUUAACACCCCGGCAGUCCUACAAUCUAAGCUAGAUGCCCUCAAUCUCACACAAAUCAUCAAGGAACCCACCAGGUACAACCCUAACUCUGUAAACAAGGGCACCCUCAUAGACGUCAUCCUGACCAACUGGCCCUCCAAAUACACCUCCGCUGUCUUCAACCAGGAUCUCAGCGAUCACUGCCUCAUUGCCUGUAUCCGCUACGGAGCCGCAGUCAAACGACCACCCCUCAUCACUGUCAAACGCUCCCUAAAACACUUCUGUGAGCAGGCCUUUCUAAUCGACCUGGCCCGGGUAUCCGGGAAGGACAUUGACCUCAUCCCGUCAGUUGAGGAUGCCUGGUCAUUCUUUAAAAGUAACUUCCUCACCAUUUUAGAUAAGCAUGCUCCGUUCAAAAAAUGCAGAACUAAGAACGGAUACAGCCCUUGGUUCACUCCAGACCUGACUGCCCUCGACCAGCACAAAAACAUCCUGUGGCGGACUGCAAUAGCAUCGAAUAGUCCCCGCGAUAUGCAACUGUUUAGGGAAGUCAGGAACCAAUACACGCAGUCAGUCAGGAAAGCUAAGGCCAGCUUCUUCAGGCAGAAGUUUGCAUCCUGUAGCUCCAACUCCAAAAAGUUCUGGGACACUGAAGUCCAUGGAGAACAAGAGCACCUCCUCCCAGCUGCCCACUGCACUGAGGCUAGGUAACAUGGUCACCACCGAUAAAUCCAUGAUUAUCGAAAACUUCAACAAGCAUUUCUCAAUGGCUGGCCAUGCCUUCCGCCUGGCUAUGCCUUCCGCCUGGCUACUCCAACCUCGGCCAAACAGCUCCGCCCCCCCCGCAGCUACUCGCCCAAGCCUCUCCAGGUUCUCCUUUACCCAAAUCCAGAUAGCAGAUGUUCUGAAAGAGCUGCAAAACAUGGACCCGUACAAAUCAGCUGGGCUUGACAAUCUGGACCCUCUAUUUCUGAAACUAUCCGCCGCCAUUGUCGCAACCCCUAUUACCAGCCUGUUCAACCUCUCUUUCAUAUCGUCUGAGAUCCCCAAGGAUUGAAAGCUGCCGCAGUCACCCCCCUCUUCAAAGGGGAGACACCCUGGACCCAAACUAGACCUAUAUCCAUCCUGCCCUGCCUAUCUAAGGUCUUCGAAAGCCAAGUCAACAAACAGGUCACUGACCAUCUCGAAUCCCACCGUACCUUCUCCGCUGUGUAAUCUGGUUUCCGAGCCGGUCACGGGUGCACCUCAGCCACACUCAAGGUACUAAACGAUAUCAUAACCGCCAUCGAUAAAAGACAGUACUGUGCAGCCGUCUUCAUCGACCUUGACAAGGCUUUCGACUCUGUCAAUCACCAUAUUCUUAUCGGCAGACUCAGUAGCCUCGGUUUUUCGGAUGACUGCCUUGCCUGGUUCACCAAUUACUUUGCAGACAGAGUUCAGUGUGUCAAAUCGGAGGGCAUGCUGUCCGGUCCUCUGGCAGUCUCUAUGGGGGUGCCACAGGGUUCAAUUCUCGUGCCGACUCUUUUCUCUGUAUAUAUCAAUGAUGUUGCUCUUGCUGCGGGUGAUUCCCUGAUCCACCUCUACGCAGACGACACCAUUCUAUAUACUUCCGGCCCGUCCUUGGACACUGUGCUAUCUAACCUCCAAACGGGAUUCAAUGCCAUACAACACUCCUUCCGUGGCCUCCAACUGCUCUUAAACGCUAGUAAAACCAAAUGCAUGCUUUUCAACCGAUCGCUGCCUGCACCCGCAUGCCCGACUAGCAUCACCACCCUGGAUGGUUCCGACCUUGAAUAUGUGGACAUCUAUAAGUACCUAGGUGUCUGGCUAGACUGUAAACUCUCCUUCCAGACUCAUAUCAAACAUCUCCAAUCGAAAAUCAAAUCAAGAGUCUGCAUACUAGUCCGCAACAAAGCCUCCUUCACUCACGCCGCCAAACUUACCUAGUAAAACUGACUAUCCUACCGAUCCUCGACUUCGGCGAUGUCAUCUACAAAAUUGCUUCCAACACUCUACUCAGCAAACUGGAUGCAGUUUAUCACAGUGCCAUCCGUUUUGUCACUAAAGCACCUUAUACCACCCACCACUGCGACUUGUAUGCUCUCGUCGGCUGGCCCUCGCUACAUAUUUGUCGCCAGACCCACUGGCUCCAGGUCAUCUACAAGUCCAUGCUAGGUAAAGCUCCGCCUUAUCUCAGUUCACUGGUCACGAUGGCAACACCCAUCCGUAGCACGCGCUCCAGCAGGUGUAUCUCACUGAUCAUCCCUAAAGCCAACACCUCAUUUGGC
Molecule: messenger RNA, 3575 nt
Organism: Oncorhynchus keta (chum salmon)
Lineage: Eukaryota; Metazoa; Chordata; Actinopteri; Salmoniformes; Salmonidae
Exons: 2
Coding region: 892-1998 (368 amino acids)
Molecular function (GO): catalytic activity
Source: RefSeq, a predicted model, not a curated record